UCAAUCGGGCCGUGUGCAAAAUGGUAAAAAUUGUUCUCUCGCUCAGAAGCUUACCAAAGUUAUUGAGAAAGCAAACAAGUGAGUGUUAGGUGGUUAGUUUAAGCUUUAGAUUUUUUACUUUCUGACGUCCCAGUUCUCACGCAGCACCGAUCAGGAACUUUACUACAAUGCCUUUCAAACCUGUUCAACAACCCAAGUGCCCCAAAUGUAGUAAGUCAGUUUACGCCGCUGAAGAAAUGUUAGCAGCUGGUCAAAAGUGGCACAAGAACUGCUUUAAAUGUGGUCUCUGUCAGAAAAGAUUAGACAGUACAAACGCCUCUGAACACGAUUCUGAGAUAUUCUGUAAACAGUGUUACGGCAGAAAGUUCGGACCCAAGGGUUAUGGUUUCGGUCAGGGGGCUGGAACCCUGACUAUGGACACUGGAGAGCACCUAGGCAACACUGAAACUCUGAUGAGUAAUAAACCAACUGACCCGAACUACGGCUGAAUGACAGGACUCAAGCAUAUCUUCUACUGUUGGGCUGUUUGUUUUUUUGUUUGUCAAGAUAUAGUAUAUAAGGAAAGAAUGAUAAACAUAAGAAACCCAACUUUUCUCCUGAUGAAGAGAGGUCUAAUAGGAUUUCUUAUUUUUGUCUUCAAUUGAUUUUUUAUAACUUUGUUUUCCAAACAUCACGAGUAAAGGAUGAUUCAUUGAGGACAGUUUAUUGAUAAUAUUUUAAUAAAACAUGCUUAUUUAAAUAUUUUUAAUGUCAACAUCCUUCUCUGCAUGAGCGUGUGAAACCUCACUUGGAAGAGCGCGGGGAUACGGUGAUAAAACGUGGUUAUAUACAAUAAAUUAUUAAUGAAAACUUUUUCCAAUCCUUAAUACUUAUUUUCAUAAAAAGAAAUUAUCGGUUCAAUUGAAACAUUACUUUUUUCAUGUUAUGGAAAAAUAUUAAUUGUGUGUUUUUAAUUAAAGUUAUUGUUUAUAUUAUAUGUUGCACAGAAUUGACUCCAUAAGCGCUGGUCAAUCAUGUACUUGCUUUCUAUAACGCCCUCUAUUCAUUAAAACGUUUCGAACAAUUA
Molecule: messenger RNA, 1066 nt
Organism: Limulus polyphemus (Atlantic horseshoe crab)
Lineage: Eukaryota; Metazoa; Arthropoda; Merostomata; Xiphosura; Limulidae
Product: muscle LIM protein 1-like
Exons: 4
Coding region: 168-488 (106 amino acids)
Biological process (GO): sarcomere organization; muscle tissue development
Cellular component (GO): nucleus; cytoplasm; Z disc
Molecular function (GO): structural constituent of muscle; actinin binding
Source: RefSeq, a predicted model, not a curated record